Molecule: messenger RNA, 750 nt
Organism: Colletotrichum paranaense
Lineage: Eukaryota; Fungi; Ascomycota; Sordariomycetes; Glomerellales; Glomerellaceae
Product: haloacid dehalogenase-like hydrolase
Exons: 2
Coding region: 1-750 (249 amino acids)
Source: RefSeq, a predicted model, not a curated record
AUGCCUCAAAUCAAGUGCCUUCUCUUCGACUGCGAUAACACGCUCGUUCUCUCUGAGAACGCCGCUUUCGAGGCCUGCGCUCAGCUUGCCAACCAGAUCCUCGAGAAGUUCGGCUUCGAGAAGCGCUAUGGCGGCACCGAGCUCAUGCACCAGUUUGUCGGUCAAAACUUCCGCAGCAUGAUGACCGGCCUCUGCGCCCGUCAUGGCUUCACCAUCCCCGCCGACGAGUUCGACCAAUGGGUCGCCAAGGAGCUCGACACCACCAUUGCGAACCUUCGUGCAAAGGCCGAGCCCUGCGAGAACGUUAUCGAGGUCCUCGAGAAGCUCCAGAAGGACAAGAAGUACCACAUGGCCAUCGUCUCCUCUUCCGCCAUGCCCCGCGUCGUCGCCUCCAUUGAGAAGACCAAGAUGGACCAGUUCUUCGACAAGCCCGACGUCGGCAUCUUCUCCGCUGCCAGCAGCAUCGACCCCCCCGUCUCCAAGCCCAACCCGGCCAUCUACCUCCACGCCUGCGAGAAGCUCGGCUACAAGCCUAGCGAGUGCAUCGCCAUUGAGGACAGCAGAAGCGGUGCUACUGCUGCCAAGAACGCCGGCAUUCCACUUUUGGGAUACGUCGGACCCUACUACGAGGAGGGCCAGGAGAAGCUGGACUCCAUGAUCAAGCUCUUCAGCGAGGAGCUUGGCGCUUUUGAUGUUAUGCACAACUGGAAGGACUUUGAGAGCAUCUUGGCCAAGUACGAGAGCUCAUAG